Messenger RNA from Nymphaea colorata (pocket water lily), 2091 nucleotides. RefSeq lists its product as uncharacterized. NCBI's taxonomy places the organism in Eukaryota, Viridiplantae, Streptophyta, Magnoliopsida, Nymphaeales, Nymphaeaceae. The transcript has 9 exons. Gene Ontology annotation, molecular function: calcium ion binding. The record is from RefSeq and is a predicted model, not a curated record. Bases 198 to 1841 code for a protein of 547 amino acids.
GGGCCAUCUCAGUCGCAGAGGCGCGUCCAUCCAUAUAAAAGGCCGAACAGUCGGGUGUUUCGCUCUCAGGAGGAAAACCCUAGCGUCUCCCUCGAUCGUCCCCUCCCCUUCCCCCUCCUCUGUCUCUCUAUUUCUCUGACUAAAUCGUCUCUCAGAGUUCUUCGAUCUCCCUCGCCCUUUGAUCUCCCAGAGGAGAAAUGGCGGAUCAGCUCACCGACGACCAGAUCUCUGAAUUCAAGGAGGCCUUCAGCUUGUUCGAUAAGGAUGGAGACGGUUGCAUCACAACCAAGGAGUUGGGAACAGUCAUGAGGUCACUGGGUCAGAAUCCAACAGAGGCAGAGCUGCAAGACAUGAUCAAUGAAGUUGAUGCAGAUGGCAAUGGGACGAUUGACUUCCCCGAGUUCCUCAACCUGAUGGCAAGGAAGAUGAAGGACACUGACUCUGAGGAGGAGCUCAAGGAGGCCUUCCGUGUUUUUGACAAGGACCAAAAUGGCUUCAUCUCAGCUGCAGAGCUCCGUCAUGUGAUGACUAACCUUGGGGAGAAGCUUACUGACGAGGAGGUAGAUGAGAUGAUCCGUGAGGCUGAUGUGGAUGGUGAUGGCCAGAUCAACUAUGAGGAGUUUGUCAAAGUCAUGAUGGCCAAGUGUUGGAGUCUUGGAAAUUGGGUUGUUCCAAAGCCGAACCUCCGAGAUUUGUACCCAGGGUUUGCAGUGGUGUUGGGAGAUUCACCGACACCUCAUGACUUGGUGCGAGUGGGUUCAGCAGUUGCCCCAGCCGAUGGGUUGACUGGUGGCUCAUGGGUGGGCUUGCGUACACAGUUAAAUUUCAUCUCUAUAUAUAUAUAUAUAUAUAUGUAUGCUCUCAACUUGGAAGUGAUGAGGCAGGGGGAGAGGAAAAUGGAGGAUCAGAGAACGACUGAGAAGAAGAUGAAGAUGAAGAUGAAGAUUCUCUGCCUCCAUGGGUUCAGGACCAGUGGUGCAUUCUUGCAGAAGCAGAUCGAAAGAUGGGAUCCUACCAUCUUCCAAGAUUUUGAGUUGGAUUUCCCUGAUGGAAUCUUUCCGGCAGCCGGAAAAUCAGAUAUCGAGAACAUAUUUCCACCACCUUACUUCGAAUGGUUCCAAUAUAAUAAGGACUUCACGGUAUAUACCAAUCUAGACAAGUGUAUCUCCUUCCUGUGCGACUACAUAGAAAGGAAUGGACCCUUUGACGGUUUUCUCGGCUUCUCUCAGGGGGCUACAAUCUCCGCCCUUCUUAUUGGCUACAAAGCUCAGGGGUUGCUGCUCAAGAACCAUCCUCCUAUCAGGCUCUUCAUCUCAAUUUCUGGAUGCAAGUUCAGGGAUCCAAGCAUAUGCCAAGUUGCGUACAAGGAGAAACUUACGGUGAAAUCUGCACAUCUCAUUGGUGACAAUGACUGGCUUCGUGAACCCUCUGAAGAUCUCCUAACAUCAUUCAAUAAUCCCCUGCUCAUUAGGCACCCCAAGGGCCAUGUGGUGCCAAAGUUGGAUGAUGCAUCUUCCAAGCAGUUAAGGAGCUGGAUAAGUGGCAUAGUGAAGGAACUUCACACUUUAAGUGGACAAGAAACAAGAGAAGGGGAAUCCUACCUUAGGGAGGUCAUCAAAGAAAAUCACAAGAUGAAUGUCAUUGCUCCUGCUACAACUAAGGAACUACUGUCAGAAGAAAUAUCAAACGAUCAUGGUGAUAUAAUACCUAUUGACAUCAUGAAUAGUGGACAUGGUUUGAACAAAGUAAGUCCGUUGAAGAAAAUUGACAUAGAACAUGAACAUUAUGAAACAACACAAAAGCUGAAUCACAAUGAACAUAUAUCCCAAGUUCACAGUUAACUACCCAUUGUCUUCUUGAGACAAAUAUGAGGUCGGAUGAAUCAUGUACUAAAUAAUCUCUUACUGAGACUCUUUCAAGAUAGUAAGAGGAAGGUUUUCUUCCUGGUGAGCUGUAAAAUUAAUUUGCUACUUUUAUGUUCUUAGCUCAUCCUAUCAAUCUUGAUAUGUUAUAAAUAUGCAAUUGGAGAAUACUGCAAUCUACAAAUUUCAUGUAUUUUCUUCUAUAAUGAGGAUAUGAGUUUAUGUUCUA